Recurvomyces mirabilis is the source of this 1974-nucleotide messenger RNA. RefSeq names its product DNA-binding transcriptional regulator ume6 (gene UME6). The record is from RefSeq and is a predicted model, not a curated record. Gene Ontology annotation, biological process: regulation of DNA-templated transcription. Gene Ontology annotation, molecular function: DNA-binding transcription factor activity, RNA polymerase II-specific; zinc ion binding. The transcript has 2 exons. Bases 1 to 1974 code for a protein of 657 amino acids. NCBI's taxonomy places the organism in Eukaryota, Fungi, Ascomycota, Dothideomycetes, Mycosphaerellales, Teratosphaeriaceae.
AUGUCCAAACCCAACGUGAAGAUGGCAGCCCCAAAGAACAUGACCUCAGAUGCGAAAGCAGCAGCGGCGGCGGCAAAGAUGCAUAGGCGAUCACGUUCUGGUUGCUUCACCUGCAGAUUAAGACGGAAGAAGUGCGAAGAGGGCAAGCCAGCUUGUAAGGCAUGCAAGCAUCUGGGUUUGCGAUGCGAUUAUAAGCGACCCAUGUGGUGGAGCAAUGGCGAGCAGCGACGGCAUCAGAAGGAACUGAUCAAGAACGCCAUCAAGCGAACUCAGCUUUCGAAGAAGAGCACCCAGGUACCGUCCGCGCCGAGUUGUCAUUCACCACCGAGUCUGUGCCACUCGAUCCCGACGUCCUCAGAGGUUUACCAGGAUUCGUUUCCGCAGAGUCGAGCGCCUUCGGUUGGAUCACCUUUCUCGUCAGGAUGCGAUUAUCCCUAUGCCUCGCCGGAGGGUUACUUCGCAAUGCCGCCUCCUCCACAACCAAUGAUCUCCCAUCCACAGUAUCCGAUGUUUUCGCCUUACGAGGUGGACAUCAAGACUGAACGCCAGAUAUACAUCAAUGGCGAGCAGACCCGAAGAGAUUCGACCGUAUCAACCUUCAGCACAUAUCAGCCGCCGCCAUUACCGAAUGGCAUGCCUGCCUUCCCAGCCGAUAGUUGGAUCCAGCAGGAAUACUUCGAAAGCAACACAGAAUCGCUCACGGAAGAGCCGGUGGACUUCAACUUCUUCGAGUACCCUCAUGAGCCACCAACCCCGGAGCACGAAACCGUCAUCAGUGUAGAUGACUGCGACAAGUAUCUGCUGAGUCACUUCUUCGACAAGGUCCUGAAGUUGAUCUUCCCGAUCUUGGAGGUGAAUCAGCAUGGCUCAGCACGAUCCGAUGUCAUUUUGCCAGCACUCGAGUCGAACAAAGCAUAUUUGCACUGCUGUUUAAGCAUCGCUGCGACACACAAGAAAGCUGCAGAGUCGAUAGAAAGCGAGCAGUUGGACAACGAUAUUGUGAGACAUCGCUACGCCGCAAUAUCGGAGCUUUGCGAAGCACUUGGGCGUGACGAGAAGCAUUCCCAGAUCCUCGAGGCGACCCUUGGCAUGAUCUUCUUCCAGUGCUCUGUCGGUCGAGCAGACGAUGCGCUUCCAGACAUCCCAUGGCACCAGCACUUCCAGGCUGCGAUCAGUCUGGUGAAUAAGCUGAGUCUCCCGGAGGCAGUGAUGGAUUUGGCAGCCAGCGGCCACGCGCAUCCACCGUUCAAUAUGGCUCUGACUGCGUGGAUCGACAUCCUUGGUGCCUCGAUGAUUGGACGAUCGCCUGUAUUCGCAGACACCUAUCGAGAACUCAACAUGGGCGGUCGAACAGGUGGACUGGCCGAAUUGAUGGGCUGCGAGGACAACGUUAUGUUUCUCAUUUCCGAGAUCGCAUGCCUCGAUGUCCAGAAGUCCGAAGGUCUCGAUGAGGUCGUCUUGUGCAAAUACGUCGAGGUCUUGGCUCACGAGCUGGGCCAAACCGAGCCUCCACAAGGCACAGUGCAGAACUGCUUCUCUGCCACAGGAGCCAUUCGCCCUCGCCAAUUGAGCGCAAACAUAUCCGCAGUUUUCCGAGUCGCUGCUCGCAUCUACUUGUGCUCUCUUGUUCCCGGUUACGAGCCACGGCAACCCAGUACAUGCCAUCUAGUAUCACAAUUCUCCGACCUCAUGAACUUCAUCCCAGCCGGACCUGACGGCUUCGACCGCUCGCUCGCAUGGCCGCUUCUGAUCGCAGGCUCCGCUUCCGUUGCAGCCUCUCCUUUCCGUUCGAUGUUCGAAGAGCGCUGCAAGCGUCUUGGUGACGCAGCAGAUUUCGGCUCCUUGGGGCGUGUUGGAGGCCUCCUGAAAGACGUUUGGCAAGCAAACAAAGACACCUUUGCGAAGGGCGACCAUCGCGGGGUUCGCUGGCGCGACGUGAUGCAGCAGAAAGGCUGGGACUACCUGCUCAUAUGA